This is a messenger RNA of Symbiodinium sp. CCMP2456, 552 nucleotides long. Lineage: Eukaryota; Dinophyceae; Suessiales; Symbiodiniaceae. The record is from the annotation of a GenBank genome assembly.
GACACCGAGCUCCAGGUGGUCAUCGUCGGGUCCGGCCGUGCCGACCUCGUGGCGCAGACAAAGGCCGUGGAGAAGAAGUACCCGACUAAGUUCUUUUACGCAGGCUGGAUGGGCCCUGAGCGCUAUGCCCUGCUUGCCGGCUGCGACUACACGCUCCUUCCCUCCAGGUGGGAGCCUUGCGGCUUGGUGCAGAUGGAGGCCAUGCGCAUGGGCACGCUGCCCAUCGUGGCCCCAACAGGCGGCCUGAAGGACACGGUGGAGGAUGGCUUGAACGGACUCUGGACCGACAAGGAGAUGUCCGUGGAGGCUGUCAUCGACGAGGAGUCCGUCCAGUCCAUCGCGAAGGCCUUGAAGCGCGCCUCGAAGCUCUUCAUCGAGGAGCCUGAGAAGGUCAAGGCCAUGACCCGGGCGGCGAUGGCGGCCUCUGCAGAGUUCACCUGGAGCAACGCAGCUCUGCAGUACGAGGCCGUCUUCGAGGAGCUCGGGGUGAAGGACACGCUGAAGGGUGGCACUGCCACCGUCACGCUGGAGACGGACAAGCAGGUGUGCUAA